Molecule: messenger RNA, 1210 nt
Organism: Alternaria rosae
Lineage: Eukaryota; Fungi; Ascomycota; Dothideomycetes; Pleosporales; Pleosporaceae
Product: Flavinator of succinate dehydrogenase-domain-containing protein
Exons: 2
Coding region: 172-1128 (318 amino acids)
Biological process (GO): tricarboxylic acid cycle; mitochondrial electron transport, succinate to ubiquinone; mitochondrial respiratory chain complex II assembly
Cellular component (GO): mitochondrion
Source: RefSeq, a predicted model, not a curated record
GGGCGAUGUGUAGGAGUAAUAGACUUCACGAGGCGAUCACAGGGUUCAUUUUCGUCUUAGUAAUCCUCGAGCGAGCUUUGGCCGGUGACGUUUUCUACAACCCUCGGCAACACCCACCCUCUACAUUCUGUCCAAACACCAAUUGAAGCCUCACGACAGACCAUCUGCACCAUGGCGUCCUCAAGAUUAGUUGCUCGCUCAUCGCGCGCUCUCCUCUCCCUCCCGCGCACCCAAUGCCGCACGUUCAGCAUCUCCACUAUCCGUAGCAAUGAGUUUGAAGCUCUCAACAAGCGCACAAACGACACUUCCGAGACGUACCGCAAAUACCAGAUCGAGAGACCUUUGAACCCUCACCUGACCAACACCACAUCUACCAUUGCCAACGAGAUGCCUUCAAUUGGCAACGACGCAGCCCCGCCCGAGUUGAUCACCAACGCCGACGCCAAAUUUACACCUAAAGAUUCUGUGCCUGAAAAUACCGAGCGCAUGACAGGCGGUACACAGGGCAGCAAGGACCAAGACGUCAGCGGAGCGAACAGCGAAUUGGGUGUUGGCGAGAUGGAGGGCGCCAAGUUCAAGGUCGAACCUAUCCGCAGGACUGGCGAGGACGCGAACACCAUGCGUGCGAGGUUAUUAUAUCAGAGCCGCAAGAGGGGAACCCUAGAAAGUGAUCUCCUCCUCAGCACCUUCGCCGACGCUCACCUAAGCACCAUGUCUCCUUCUCUGAUGCAGCAAUACGACACCUUCCUCGACGAGAACGACUGGGAUAUUUACUACUGGGCGACUCAAGAACCCACACCUACGUCUCGCGAGACAGCCGAGGGCGGUGGCGCUGCAAUGUCUAACCCCAAUGCACAGGGUAUGGACGCGACGGCACAGACGAAGCUGCCUGAGAAGGACGAGCGCAAGAGACAACCUGGCGAGGGCGAAUGGGCGCAGACUGUUGGAACUUUCAAGCCUGCGUAUAGACCCGUGCCUAGCAGGUGGAAGGGCAGCGAGAUCCUCAGCUUGCUCCGGAAGCACGUCAAUGAGCGCAAAGCAGGAGGUGUCAUCGAAGGCGAGGGCACAACAAAACAGGAAGGAAAGGGUCUUGGUAUGAUGCCUGAGAUCAAGAACUUCGACCAGUAAACCAGAAAUCGCGCCUUUGUCACCACAUCCUGUAGGUUUGCUGUAUAAAUAAUGCCCAUAACUGCCCCUCUUCUUUCUCUCC